Messenger RNA from Papilio machaon (common yellow swallowtail), 2419 nucleotides. It is a transcript of the gene morula, whose product is annotated as anaphase-promoting complex subunit 2. Gene Ontology annotation, molecular function: ubiquitin protein ligase binding. The transcript has a single exon. Gene Ontology annotation, cellular component: anaphase-promoting complex. Gene Ontology annotation, biological process: ubiquitin-dependent protein catabolic process. The coding region runs from base 72 to 2393 and encodes 773 amino acids. Lineage: Eukaryota; Metazoa; Arthropoda; Insecta; Lepidoptera; Papilionidae. The record is from RefSeq and is a predicted model, not a curated record.
AAUGAAGAUCCGGUACAAUUUAAACAAAAUAUAGAGUAAAGUUAGCUUUAAUUAUUGUUUUACUAAACAUAAUGGCGAAGAAAGGAGAGUUGGAGGCUUGUUGGAGUAAAAUAAACUAUGCUUUUCCUAUCUUAAACGGAACAAUAUUUACUGAAUGCACCAAUGAAGAAUAUGAAGACAUCCAAGAAAUUGUUAUUAAUUUAGGUAUUCAAAUUAAAAUUCGUGAUUUAGUGAUUAUUCAUAUUGAAAAGUAUGUUCGCCAAAACACAGUGCCAUCUUUUUGGGCUAAGUUUGUAAAAUCGGACGUGGAGGUGAAAGGAUUUCAAUUAUUCAAAACUGCUAUCAAUGACUUAUAUGAUUCGGUCACAAACUUCGAACCAAUGUUACGAAAAUUGAGCUUAUUAAACAGUAAUUGUUCUGAUAACAUGCCUAUAUUCGGAGAAAGAGAUAUUAUACUGGGUUUUAAGCAACUGCUCCGUGCUACACUGUUAGCUCAAAUACCUCUUGAAUUCCAAUAUAUCAUUUACUUUUUUUAUAAAGUUUCAUUCAAUGUAUUUGAUAAUGAAUACGAAAAUUCCGAUAUGGGCGAGGAUGUGAUGUGCUCAGGUUGUUGGAAUGAUUAUUCAGAUUGUAACUGUGCUUACAUUGUCAAAGUGUUUCAUGACACAAACCGCAAGCUUAUGGAACUUCAAUUGUUGGAGAGGUUGGCUGGUCAGGUUUUGACUAACUUUAUUCAAAUGAGAAUAGAAAGCCAUAUACAGAAACUUUGUACCGGCACAUUUGAUGUUUCUCACAUAGCAUUUCUAGAGAAUUGGCUUGAUACAACAGUGAUGUCAUGGCUUACAAGAAUAUACUGCGGGGGAUCCUCUAAACCUCCUCCAGAUGAUAAGAAUGUUCAAAAUGCCAUUUCAAAGUUUAAGCAAAAGCUUAGCUAUUAUUUAUAUCACAGUUAUACAAAACUAAGAAUAGAUCAACUUUUUAAUAUAAUUAUUGAAUAUCCAGAUUCACAACCUGCUGUAGAUGACAUUAAACUGUGUCUUGACAAAACAGACUUACGACCCACACUAUGUAAAAAUCUGCAGACAGCAUUGGAAACAAGACUGUUACACCCUGGUGUGAACACAUCUGAAAUAUUAACAGCAUAUGUGUCCACAAUUAGAACAUUGAGACAUCUAGAUCCUUCAGGAGUCAUUUUGGAAACAGUUACAAAACCUGUAAGAAAUUAUUUGAGGAAUAGAGAAGAUACAGUCAGAAGUGUGGUUAGUAGUUUGACUGAAGAUGGGGUUGGAAGUGAAUUGGCUGAGGAGUUGGCAAAAUUUGCAGCUGAUGGAGAGGAUGAUCUUGAAAAAGAAGAUUUGUGGGAUGAAUGGAACCCUGAUCCAGUGGAUGCUGAUCCUAAAGCAAACUCUAGUGAUAGAAAAGCAAGUGAUAUUAUAUCCAUGCUUGUAAAUGUUUAUGGUAGUAAGGAGUUAUUUGUCAAUGAGUAUAGAACAUUACUGGCUGACAGAUUAUUGGGUCAAACAGUAAUCAACACCGAAAAAGAAAUAACAUAUUUAGAAUUAUUAAAAUUAAGAUUUGGUGAAUCACAACUACAUUUCUGUGAAGUUAUGUUAAAAGAUGUUUAUGACUCCAAGAGAAUAAAUGCACUUAUUCAUCAAGAUAACAGUUUUGGUGACUCUCAUAUCAUGUGCAAUGGGAUGAUAUUGUCUGCACAGUUUUGGCCUCCAUUUAAAGAUGAAAGUCUCGAGUUGCCAGAUGUAAUAAAGCAACUUUUAGAAAGGUACACAAAAUGUUUUGAAGCGUUAAAAGGCAAUAGAACCUUAAAUUGGAUACCUCAUUUGGGAAAUGUGAAUAUUGAAAUAGAAAUUGGACAAAAGAAACUAGAUUUAACUGUUUCACCAUUCAAUGCAACUUUAAUUAUGCAUUUCCAAGAUAAGCCAGAGUGGUCUUUAGAGGAAUUGCACCAAGUAAUGAAGGUACCAAUUACAAUUCUGAGAAGGAAAAUAACUUAUUGGCAGUCAAUGGGUCUCAUAUCAGAGAAAAGUGCAGAUUAUUAUGUGUUGGUGGAUGGCAAUGAUGCAAAUAGAUCCAAUGUUGCCACAAGUCAGGUUCAAGAAAUGAUUUGUGAGGAUGAGGAGUCGGAGAGUGUUAUGGCAUCUGCUCAUGAUCAAAGAGAAGGAGAAUUGCAAGUGUUUUGGUCUUAUAUUGUUGGUAUGUUAACCAAUUUAGAUUCUUUGCCACUAGAUCGCAUACACCAGAUGUUGAAGAUGUUUGCCUCCCAAGCUCCAGGUACAGAGUGCAGUAUUCAAGAGCUCAGACAGUUUUUAGACACCAAAGUGAGAACACAUCAACUUGUACUUCAAGGCUCCAUGUAUAAAUUACCAAAGACAUAGGAAUAAAUAAGAUGAAAAAAGUUUAA